GAUCAUUGUACCCGUUAUAUGGGUCAAUCUCAGAUGAAACCACCGAACGCGUACGCGGACCGCCACAAGCAGCCUCACCUCCUGCUGCCGACCUCCUUGCAUAUUCAUCCAGACCUUCGUAUCUGAGGCACUGCUACUGAGUAAACCAUGGAUGACGAUGAUGCCGAUUACAUGCAAGGCAGCGACGACGAGGACUACGGCUUUGACUACUCCGAUGAUGAUCAGGAGGAUGCGACCGCCAGUGCAGAUGUGGAGAACAUGUACUAUACGGCGAAGUCGAAGAAGGAAGACAACCCAGAGCAGGCAUUGAAGGAAUUCCGAGUGAUAGUAGAUCAGGAGGAAGAGAAGGGAGACUGGGGGUUCAAAGCGCUAAAGCAAUCGACAAAGAUACUGUUCCUACAGCUUCACAGACCAAACGAUGCGCUACAAACAUAUAACGAGCUGCUCACGUACACCAAGUCUGCCGUCACCCGCAACUACUCUGAGAAGACUAUCAACGGCAUUUUGGACUACGUCGGCGGUGGGAAGGGUGGCCCGGUCGAGGUGGAUGUGCUUGAGAAGUUCUACCAGGCUACGAAGGCCGCCCUGCAGGAGGCGAAGAAUGAGAGGCUGUCAGCGAAGACAAACCUCAAGCUCGCGAAGCUCUGGCUCGACAGAAAGCAGUACCCCCGGCUAGGAAAGGUUCUACGAGACCUUCAUCUGGCAACAGCAGGUACAGAUGGCGAGGAUGUCGCGCAGAAGGGCACGCAGCUCCUCGAGAUCUACGCACUCGAGAUCCAAAUGCACAACGAGACGAAGAACUUCAAGAAGCUCAAGGAGAUUUACAAUGCGUCUAACUCCGUGCGCUCAGCGAUUCCCCACCCACGCAUCUUGGGUGUCAUCAAGGAGUGUGGAGGCAAGAUGUGGAUGGGCGAACGGCAAUGGAAUCGCGCUAGCGAGGACUUCUUCGAGUCAUUCAAGAACUACGACGAGGCGGGCUCCCCGCAGCGGAUCCAAGUGCUGAAGUAUCUUGUGCUCGCGAACAUGCUGACGGGCAGCGAGGUCAACCCGUUCGACAGUCAGGAGACCAAGCCAUACAAGAACGACCCGCAAAUUAAGGCCAUGACCGAUCUCGUCGAUGCGUACCAGCGACGUGAGGUCCAUACAGCCGAGAAGAUCCUGAGAGACAACCGGACGACCAUGGACGACCCGUUUAUCCAGUCAUACAUUGGAGAGCUGCUGCGUAGCCUCCGUACUCAGUAUCUCAUCGACCUCAUCAAGCCAUACACGCGUCUCGAGCUCUCGUUCCUUGCCAAGCAACUCAAUGUCGACAACAAUGAAGUGGAGGACCUCCUCAUCGGACUGAUCCUCGAGGGCAAGGUCGAGGGAAAGAUCGACCAAGUGUCAAUGCGCCUAGAGCUUUCAACCAAGCAAAGCUUGGAAAAGAGACGAUACGACGCCCUCGACAAAUGGACCGGUGCCCUCGAGUCUGUGCAAAAUGCCAUCAUCGGCAAGGCACAGAGCGGUAACCGAGGAACGGACACGUCGUUCGGCGUUGGGAGUGAUCCAUUCAGCGGUCCAAUGCGUGAGAUGGAGAGACUGGGAGGAAGGUUCUAAGCGGAUUGUGGAUCCCGAAUGCUGUUCGUUUCUUUGUUGUACAUCAUCGUGUAGCUCUCAAUUUACCAUGCAUGCUGUCGCGCAACUCC
Messenger RNA from Rhodofomes roseus, 1685 nucleotides. Its product is annotated as PCI-domain-containing protein. Gene Ontology annotation, biological process: protein deneddylation. Bases 148 to 1596 code for a protein of 482 amino acids. NCBI's taxonomy places the organism in Eukaryota, Fungi, Basidiomycota, Agaricomycetes, Polyporales, Fomitopsidaceae. The transcript has 12 exons. The record is from RefSeq and is a predicted model, not a curated record. Gene Ontology annotation, cellular component: COP9 signalosome.